AUGGAUUAUGACCUGUGUGAACAGUUUGAUACAUUGAGAGAAUAUUUACCCGAUGAAUUAGAAAAACAUAAACCAGCCGAUUUUAAUAAAAAUGAGAAUAUUAAGUAUUACUGCUCUAAUAGAGAAUCAGAGGAAAAAGAUUGUGAGACAGAUCUCGAUCAAAUUAAGGCUGGAUGUUUAUGGUUGUUUGAGCAAUUGUUUUUGGAAAAUAAAAAAAAUACCAAUACUGUUCAAUACAUUAUCAUAUGGUUAAGUUAUAAACUAAAUCAAAAGACGUAUAAUGGAAUCAACAAUUUAAAUGAUUUUUACAAUAAAUGUAUAAAAGAUAAUACGCAUUAUACUAAUUGUAAACAAGAUGGUCAAGAUUGUAGUAAGCAAUUAAAUGAUCGUAUAGGUUAUCAAAAUUAUAAGGAAAUCAUAAAUGGAAGAAAGAGUUUGUUGAAUAUUAAUAUUGAAAAUAUGUCUAAAUUUUAUGAUGCAUUUAAAUUAUUAUGUAACAUGUAUACUGAACUUAAUGAAAACAACACAAUAUCUACGAAAUCUAUAGAAAGUGCUAAAAAAUUUGUUGAAACAUAUAAUGAACUUGAUAACGAUUCUGGUAAUACUAAAGGUGAAGCCUAUCAUCAAGUAUUGUCUACAUUAUUAAGUGAUUAUAAUAAUUUUAAAAGUUCUUGUGUUGAUAGCGUUGAUUGUAACAAAAUUCCAUCCCUUACAUCGUCAGAAACAGAAGAAAGUGGUAUGCAAAGUUCUGAAAAGAUUUGUGAUGAUACACCAAGCUUGUCGAUAGUAAAAAAAUUAAUUCUAGCUUUAUUAAUAUUCAGUACAAUAUCAAUCUUUUUGGGAAUUUUUUUUAAGUGUUCGUUAUUUGUAUUACGGAAAAGAGCUCAAAAAGAAUAUUUAAGAGAAAAGCUAAAAAAUAUAAAGAAGAGAAUGAAUCAUUAA
Messenger RNA from Plasmodium yoelii, 942 nucleotides. RefSeq names its product PIR protein. The coding region runs from base 1 to 942 and encodes 313 amino acids. The transcript is spliced from 3 exons. NCBI's taxonomy places the organism in Eukaryota, Apicomplexa, Aconoidasida, Haemosporida, Plasmodiidae. The record is from RefSeq and is a predicted model, not a curated record.